Molecule: messenger RNA, 4216 nt
Organism: Spea bombifrons (plains spadefoot toad)
Lineage: Eukaryota; Metazoa; Chordata; Amphibia; Anura; Pelobatidae
Gene: ZMIZ1
Product: zinc finger MIZ-type containing 1
Exons: 24
Coding region: 543-3785 (1080 amino acids)
Biological process (GO): protein sumoylation; regulation of transcription by RNA polymerase II
Molecular function (GO): zinc ion binding; SUMO ligase activity
Source: RefSeq, a predicted model, not a curated record
AUAGGCUGUGUAAUUUGACACUCCAACUUACUGUGCUUUCUGCUAGUUAAUUCACUUAUUCACCCACUAACACUGGGCUCCUUUUUUUUUCCCCCCUAAUUCUUUUUUUUUUUUUUUUUUUUCCUCCCUUACUGUCUGUGGGUAAAAGAAGAGAUGGUAAGAGUCGAGAGUAAGGGAACGUGUGCGCUGGAAGUCUGAUUUCUCCCUCGAAUAUAUAUAUUUUUGCUUGGGAAAAAAAAGGAGGAUAUUAUUCAAUUUGCUGGAUCCUCGGGACUGCCUGCAGAUUCUACGGGAAAGCUGGGGUUUGCUUCGGUUCGGCAGUCACGAGAGGACUUGGCCCUUCCUGCGCGGGGCUGGACAGCUACACCCAUGAAUGAACAUUGACUGCCCCAUCGAGACCCCCUACACAGGACGAUGGACACUGACAAGUGAAGCGGGGGAGAGCGAGCGGACCGCCCGGGGGGGGGAACGGGCGCACUAAAAUACGCAGGCUCGAGGACCUUUCAUGGCCUUCAGGUAGACUUUGAGAAGAUACAAUCAGAAUGAAUUCUAUGGACAGACACAUACAGCAGACCAAUGACCGUCUGCAGUGCAUAAAGCAGCACUUACAGAACCCAGCAAACUUCCACAAUGCAGCCACAGAACUUUUGGACUGGUGUGGAGACCCCCGCGCUUUUCAGAGACCCUUCGAGCAGAGCCUUAUGGGCUGUUUAACGGUGGUCAGUAGAGUCGCGGCGCAGCAAGGCUUCGAUUUAGACCUGGGCUACCGGCUACUAGCCGUGUGUGCGGCCAACCGGGACAAAUUCACCCCGAAAUCGGCAGCGCUCCUUUCCUCGUGGUGUGAAGAAUUGGGAAGGCUACUGCUUUUACGCCACCAGAAGAACAGACAGAACGAGCAGCCGGGGAAGAUCCCUAUGCAGCCUCCCAUGAACUCUUUGACCUCUAUGAAACCUUCUCUGUCACAUGGUGAUGGGUCUUUCCCUUACGACUCUGUCCCUUGGCAGCAGAACAGCAGUCAGCCCCCGGGUUCCCUGUCUGUCGUCACUACGGUGUGGGGAGUCACAAAUACGUCUCAGAGCCAGGUCCUGGGGAACCCCAUGGUGAACGCCAACAAUCCGCUGAACCCAGGUGGUAAUCCUAUGGCGUCCGGCAUGAACAGCAACAACGCCGGGAUGAACUCUCCGCAGUUUGCCGGACAGCAACAGCCCUUUCCCACAAAAGGGGGAUCCAACCAGCCGUACAUGCAACAGAGCAUGUACGGGCGCCCCAGCUACCCAGGAGGAGGUGGCUUUGGCGGCAGCUACCCUGGCGGCCCCAAUAACCCGUCAGGAAUGGGCAUGCCUCCUCACACUCGACCCCCUGCGGAUUUCACGCAACCGGCAGCUGCCGCCGCUGCGGCCGCAGUUGCAGCAGCCGCUGCUACUGCCACCGCCACUGCCACCGCCACGGUGGCGGCACUGCAGGAGACGCAAAACAAGGACAUGAACCAGUAUGGCCCGGUGUGUUCCUCUUUCCAGAUGGGUCCGGCGCAGGCCUACAACAGUCAGUUCAUGAACCAGCCCGGCCCGAGGGUCCCCUCUGCCAUGGCGGGAAGCAUGAACCCGGCAGGCAUGGGUCCAAACAUGGCGCCGAACAACAUGAGCGGCCCGCCCAUGGGGAUGAACCAGCCCCGGCCUGGCAUGAACCCCUUUGGUGCACACGGGCAGAGGAUGCCCCAGCAAGCCUACCCAGGUCCCAGGCCUCAGUCCAUGCCCAUGCAAGGCAUAAAGAGGCCCUACCCAGGAGAGCCCAAUUAUGGCAACCAGCAAUACGGACCAAGUAGCCAGUUUCCCAGUCAGCCGGGGCAGUACCAGAGUCCAAACCCUUCCAGGCCUAUGGCGUCCCCUAACUACCCCGGUCAAAGGAUGGCGGGGCAGCAACCGUCGGGACAGUACCCGCCUCCCAGCGUCAACAUGGGGCAAUAUUAUAAGCCAGAGCAGUUUAAUGGACAAAAUAACAGCUUUUCUGGGAGCGGAUACAAUAGUUAUAGCCAAGGCAGUAUGAACGGGCCGUCCAGGCCCGGCCCGGUGGGGAACUAUCCUCACUCGCCUGUCCCAGGGAACCCCACGCCUCCCAUGACUCCCGGCAACAGCAUGCCCCCAUACCUGUCCCCCAGCCAAGAUGUCAAGCCUCCCUUCCCCCCGGACAUCAAGCCCAACAUGAACGCAUUACCUCCUCCUCCAAAUGCUAAAGGGAAAGUUCACGCUUUCUCUCCUUCUUCGAUCUCAGCCAGCCAUGCGGACGAGCUGCGCCUGACCUUUCCCGUUCGGGACGGGGUGGUGCUGGAACCUUUCCGACUGGAGCACAACCUGGCCGUCAGCAACCACGUGUUCCACCUGCGGCCAACGGUCCACCAGACCCUCAUGUGGAGGUCGGACUUGGAGCUGCAGUUUAAAUGCUACCACCACGAAGACCGGCAGAUGAACACCAACUGGCCGGCGUCGGUACAGGUCAGCGUCAACGCCACGCCGCUGACCAUCGAACGGGGCGACAACAAGACUUCCCACAAACCUCUUCACCUCAAGCACGUUUGCCAGCCGGGCCGCAAUACCAUCCAGAUCACAGUCACCGCUUGCUGUUGUUCUCACCUGUUCGUGCUGCAGCUGGUCCAUCGGCCGUCGGUACGCUCCGUACUCCAGGGUCUGCUGAAAAAGAGGCUGCUUCCGGCGGAGCACUGCAUCACAAAGAUAAAGAGGAAUUUUAGCAGCGUGGCAGCGUCAUCCGGUAACGCGGCUCUUAACGGGGAAGACGGGGUGGAGCAAACGGCGAUUAAAGUCUCGCUGAAAUGUCCGAUCACGUUCCGGCGGAUCCAGCUCCCGGCGCGGGGGCACGACUGCAAACACGUCCAGUGCUUCGACUUGGAAUCCUACCUACAGCUGAACUGCGAGAGGGGGACGUGGAGGUGUCCUGUCUGCAAUAAAACGGCUCUUCUGGAGGGUCUGGAAGUCGAUCAGUACAUGUGGGGCAUACUGAACGCCAUACAGAAUUCUGAGUUUGAAGAGGUGACUAUCGACCCCACGUGCAGCUGGCGGCCGGUACCAAUCAAGUCUGAGAUUCACAUUAAGGAUGACCCUGACGGGAUGCCCUCCAAGAGGUUCAAGACCAUGAGUCCCAGUCAAAUGAUCAUGCCCAAUGUUAUGGAGAUGAUUGCGGCACUCGGUCCGGGCCCUUCGCCUUAUCCGUCGCUUCCCCCUCCGCCCGGCGGUAAUAACCCCGGAGAGUACGUCGGCCAAGGAAACAGUUACCAAGGCCAUGGCAAUUUUGACUUCCCCCACGGAGCUCCAGGUGGCACGUCGAUGAAUGAUUUCAUGCACGCGCCUCAGUUGUCUCACCCUCCUGAUAUGCCCGGGGGUAUGUCUUCCCUGGACAAACCACUCAGCCACUCCAUGCAGGACCCAAUUUCGCACGUGGGAAAUUCUGAGCCUCCCCACGGCUCCAUGCCUCAGGGCUUACACCCGCCUCACCCAGGUAGCCAGCCUGGGCAGCCUUUACAUCACGGCGGACCAGCACCUCAGUCUCGGCACCCACCACAAGCUGCCGGUCACCCGCACGGGGACAUGACCUUUAACCCCUCCUCAGUUUUAGAAGGUCAACCUGGUGGACAGGGAGCCCCUGACAUGCCAGAACCAUCACUGGAUCUUCUUCCGGAGUUAACUAAUCCAGACGAGCUUCUCUCCUACCUGGAUCCACCAGAUCUUCCCAACAACAGCAAUGACGAUCUACUUUCCCUCUUUGAGAACAACUAAUGCGAGAGAUGGCGGUUCUCUGUCCGCUCUCUGAUCCAUAAUACAACCCACCUGGCCACACGCGGGUGGGGACAGCUCUGGUAACUCCAACCCCUUCCACUACGUAAUGCCCCACCACCCGGUCGUAGCUGAUUUACUGGUGCUCUUGCGUCCCUGUUUCCCUCAGACUGACACGUUUUCAGUGGCGCCCCCGAUAGGCAACGAGGAAUCAGGCCGUGGGCAACAAACUUGGUACUUGUUGGUGUUUCCCCUGUCGAGACUGCAAAACGGGAAACCUUGAAGAGCAAAGUUAUUUCAGCAGGCAAAACAACGAGGCAAACCAGUGACGGGAAGACUUAAGGGCAUUACCUCAUGAGGUCCGGUGUUUUGCCCCCUCUGCCACCCCACACUACCACCAACAGAAAAAAAAAGAGGAAGAACUGAACCAGGAA